UCCCGGGAGCUCAGCGCAACCACAGCCGCAGCCAUGAGGAGCUUCUUGCUUGUCCUGGCCCUCGUGUGUGGCAUCCAGGCCACCGUCGUCCCCCGGACCAUGGAGGACCUGGACCUCCAGAAGGUGGCUGGGACGUGGCACUCCAUGGCCAUGGCGGCCAGCGACAUCUCCCUGCUGGAUGCUGAGACCGCCCCUCUGAGAGUGUACAUCCAGGAGCUGAGGCCCACCCCCCAGGACAACCUGGAGAUUGUUCUGCGCAAAUGGGAGGACGGCAGGUGUGCUGAGCAGAAGGUCCUGGCAGAAAAAACCGAGGUCCCUGCUGAGUUCAAGAUCAACUAUGUGGAGGAGAACCAGAUCUUCCUGCUCGACACGGACUAUGACAACUACCUGUUCUUCUGCAUGGAGAACACGGAUGCCCCCCAGCAGAGCCUCAUGUGCCAGUGCCUGGCCAGGACCCUGGAGGUUGACAACGAGGUCAUAGGGAAAUUCAACAGAGCCCUCAAGACUCUGCCCAUGCACAUGCAGCUCUUGAACCCCACCCAGGCGGAAGAGCAGUGCCUCAUCUAGUGAGCUCUCACCUGACCCGUCUCCUGGGGCCCUGAGGUGACAUUACCCCGUCUGUCCCCCGUCAGAGGAAUCAGGGGGGACGGAGCCCCAGGUCCUGCCAGUCCUGCCCUUCCAGUCCCCAGGCUCCUUGGAGCUCCAGCCUGGGUCCCCCUGCCCUGAGCCUCUCCUCCUCCAGCAAUAAAGAGAUAAACCAGA
Messenger RNA from Nyctereutes procyonoides (raccoon dog), 762 nucleotides. RefSeq names its product beta-lactoglobulin-1. NCBI's taxonomy places the organism in Eukaryota, Metazoa, Chordata, Mammalia, Carnivora, Canidae. Gene Ontology annotation, molecular function: small molecule binding. The transcript is spliced from 7 exons. The coding region runs from base 34 to 567 and encodes 177 amino acids. The record is from RefSeq and is a predicted model, not a curated record.